Molecule: messenger RNA, 1340 nt
Organism: Gadus morhua (Atlantic cod)
Lineage: Eukaryota; Metazoa; Chordata; Actinopteri; Gadiformes; Gadidae
Exons: 2
Coding region: 134-1282 (382 amino acids)
Source: RefSeq, a predicted model, not a curated record
UGUUCCUGUUCUGUGAAACAGAAAGUUAAGCAGGGUUGUAUUUUAAACCAAAGCAUAUCAGGACUGCAAGCUCAGAAGACGGCAGAAAGGAUUCCACACCAAUACUGAACUGUAGCCUAAUAACAGGUCGACCAUGUUAGAAAGUCAUCUUAUGGGCUCUUUAGUCCUCCUUCUUUUAAUCCUUCGUACUGAAUCAACUAAUGGAAUUCUCAAUUCAAUCAACGACCUGAAGAAAAUCCCAUUCGGCCAAUCGGUGCCCCAGCACAGCCUUGUGCUGCUCCACUGGUUUGCUAACACCAUAGAAAUAGACAACAACGACGCAAUAGAGCUGACCUUUGAACCAAACAAUGGAGACUAUGGCACUCAUCACUAUGGAAACUAUGAGAGAGUCCUGGAUCGAGUGCCCUCCGGCAACCAGUACUACACCCUCGGCAACAUCAACCCCAUGAUCAACAAUAACAGAAACUCUUUGCCCUCUUAUGUCGUGGGUGACCUAAACCAUCUGUUGGGGAGGGAGGAACUGAACAGGGCCCGCAUCAUAUUCUCGCAUCAUAUUCUCGCACACACCACUCACCAGGUGUUCAUCACACAGCACUACGAGGUCAAUCAGAACCGGGGGUCUGGGUACGACCCAGGUCACACCUACCAGAUCACCAUCGACCUCUUGAGGGAGCUCAGAGUCCUAUCCUCGGACAGAAGAGAACAGUCCGAGCUGUCAGAGAUCGGAGGCAACUUCGGUAGCGCCAUCGACAGCAACGAACUUUCGUCUAUAAGAAACAAGUUUGGCCAGCUGGCGUGUGUCGGACUGCUGUUGUUCAUCGUGAUCAACGAGAGGAAUUUGCCUUGCAGACCCAACAGAGCUCGAGAACCGAAGCGUCCUCCAAAACGUAACGUUGGAGAACCAAAGCUUCCUCCCAAACAAAACGUUGGAGAACCGAAGCUUCCUCCCAAACAAAACGUUGCAGAACCGAAGCUUCCUCCCAAAGUAAACGUUGGAGAACCGAAGCUUCCUCCCAAACAAAACGUUGGAGAAGAGCAGCUUCCUCUGAAUCCUAACGUUCGAGUACUGGAGAGUCCUCCAAAACGUAACGUUCAAGCCUGCGCCACUCCGCACAUAUCUGUGAAUAUUCCAGAAAACGACUUCAACCUCAGGCGACCUAAUCAGGACUGGGACGAUGAUCAAUGUUGCUGCAAAUGUUGGUGUGCGUUCAAGAUAUGCGUAGUAAUAGCUGGAUUAAUAAUAGCGAUAAUCACAACUCUAAUAAUAAUAAUAAUAUACUAGUCCCUAACUUAAUUUAUAGGGCACCUUUCGAAAGCAGAUUACAAAGUGCUUGACAGAA